Molecule: messenger RNA, 2720 nt
Organism: Exaiptasia diaphana
Lineage: Eukaryota; Metazoa; Cnidaria; Anthozoa; Actiniaria; Aiptasiidae
Product: protein maelstrom homolog
Exons: 12
Coding region: 71-1819 (582 amino acids)
Biological process (GO): spermatogenesis; piRNA processing; regulation of miRNA-mediated gene silencing
Cellular component (GO): P granule; nucleus
Molecular function (GO): sequence-specific DNA binding
Source: RefSeq, a predicted model, not a curated record
UGCUAUAUGUUCUAAUAGAAGAACGACGCGGUUAGUCGCAAGUCAAGUCCUCACCUGUUUGAASAGCAAAAUGCCGAAUAAGAAGAACAAAAACCAGCCUAAAAAUGCCUUUUACUUUUAUAUGGUUUCGUUAAAACCACAAUUGCAGCGUCAGGGAGUGGUUUUAGAGAAUGGGAUGCAGAGUUUAGCCGAGAUAGCGGGACCUCGCUGGAAGGAGUUACCAGAACAUGAAAAGGAAGUAUAUCAGGAAAUGGCCAGACAAGCAAAAUCAAACAGACAAUAUGGACCAACACGUAAUGAUCGUAGAGACUGUACUGGACAACUACUGUCUCAAAGAGUUGAUGCUGUUAGCCUGAAUGAAAACAAAAGACGAAGGCAAAGAGAUGAAGUGAAAUUAACUUGGCCUCCAGGAAAAUUGGUCUGUGAUGAAAGUUUCUACUUGAUUGGGUUCAUGUCCCUCUGUGAAGCUUCAGAUCAUGUACAGCUCCCCUGUGAACUGGGAGUCGCAGAAUUCUCUAUCAAUGGUGGUAUCAUCAAAUCUAUGCACAGAUUCAUUAAACCUGGUGAAAUUCCACUUGGCUACAGAUUUCAAUGUACUAACACAAGUGAGAAAACCCAUAAAAUACCAUUGUCUGGUCUCGCAAAAGAAGGAGACUCMUAUUACAAUAUUUUUAUGGAUCUGCUGGGAUUUGUAAAUCCUGAUGAAGGGAAUAAUGCAUUUCCACCAGUAUAUAGCAGAGCAUCAGAAGCAACACAAACAGAAUUAUGCUUGGACUGGUUAGCUAUGAGUGCAGGAAUGCCAAACAGACUAAAGAAAGUUUAUGAACUAGAAGGUCUUAUCUGUGAUCUCUAUGAGCAUAUUACAAAAGGUGAAAGCUCAAAGAUAUCAAAAGCCCAAGCAACAGAACUUAUAUCAUCUACAAUGUUUGACUAUGAACUUGGUUCAAGGUGUGAUUAUCAUCAAACAGAGGAAGUGAAAUUCUGUGCCCUUGGAACAGUCAAGCGUAAUUGCUAUUGUAUGGCUGACUUUCUUUGUCCUCACUACAACAUUACCCUCACCACCAAACAUAUGCCAGAGAGACCAGAAGGGUCAUUUGGUGUAGUCUUAAAUGAUACCACUGAUUCCUAUAGUAAACAAUAUACUGAAUACGAUGAUGAAUUCACUUACCCUGCAUACACACAGAGGCCAUGUUUUGGUCGGGGCUAUGGAAACARUGACAACCAAUACAGUAGAUCUGGACCCACAUAUGAAGGUGCCAACCCAUCUUCAGGGGCCUCUAAUGCAUCAUGGUAUCAAAGAUCACUAAAUGAAGAUGAACAGGUUAAACAGCAGCUAUUACUUGCUCCUGCUACAAAUAACAGCAACUCAAGAUUUCCUGUAGGGCGUGGUCGUGGAAGGGGUAGAGGUGUACCAUCAUCAAACAGACCAGGUCCACCAGGUGAAUUGCUACAAACAGGUCCAGUURCAGGUAGAGGUAGAGCUGUUCGUAUUCCAAAUACAAAACCYAAGGUAUAUGCAGGAACUGCAAAUGCACCACACCCUUCUGCCGCCCCUGCUCCUCCUCUGUCAUGGCAACAAUCUCCACAACAACAAGAAUAUUACCAACAACAWCAAUAUCGACAACAACCAUAUCAAUAUCAACACAAAUAUCAUCAGGAUCAACAACAGCAAAACUUUCAUGGAUACAAUGSUGGACAAACAAAUCAGUUACCUUGGCAACAAGGACAAUAUGCUUCGGGCUCAGCUGUACGUGGCAUGAAUUCGAUUGAUGAUGUCAUGAGAAUGAUGUCGAAUGUCAACAUGUUAUCGAACCAAUAGGAGUURCUUAGCAACUCCAUUAUCCUGGCAACUCACAUGAUUGCAGUAGUUGAUCACAAUUUUUUUUUCAUAAGAUUGUUCAUAUUAGUUGACGUAAUAUGUUUGAAAGUUCAUUUUUUUAUAGUUAAGAUUUUAUGAUCACAUUACAUCAACUAAUGAUUACAAUGCUUGCUCUCUUGUGUACAGACUGUAAAUACAUUGAACUAUCCUUAUAAAUCAAUAUUAUUUACAUACAUAGGAUAUGACUUAUGCAUCAUACAAGUAGACUUACACAAGUAGUUCAUUUGUUUGUUAGACRUUAUAGUUAUUGUUCAACAUUACGUUCUUCCUCAUCUAGUGUUUUUCCAAUGCAAUUUGAUGUAUUUUYUAAACAGGAAGCAUUCACUUUCUGAAUUAGCAAAUAUAAAUUGACCAUUUUAGGCAACAGGAAUAUGUCAGUACAAUUUGAUCUCUAAAUUUCAAACUAUUGCUUUCUUAGAUAGAAUAUUUUAAUGUUCAAAUAUUGCUUCACAGCUGCUCAAAAGUCCACAUUAAAUUAACAUAUGCACCAGAACAAUAUAUUCAGUAAAGCUUUUGACAGAUUAAAAUAUCAGAGUCAUUUCCAAGUUUAUCGACAAAAAGUUUGAAUUCUAAUGUCGUUUUAGAACUCAUGUUGUAGAGUGAACGUACUAAAUCCAUGAAACAAAUAAUUACGACUAAAAAGUGUCGGUAAUGCAAUAGACGUCGAGAAUUAGACUAGCAUGAUCUGUUUUUGGUUCACGGACKAAGUGCGUUCAAUCUGCUGGAAGCACACAUCUUAACAAAUUUUAUCGCAAGCAGUACUCCUAGUUUAGUUAAAAGUACUUGUUUUUAUAUGUUCACAUUAAUAUUAAAAUCUGAAAUACAAAGUAAUUUUCAUGGC